AUGGAGAUGUGUUUCACCCCUGGAGCAGCCGUUCCCGCAGGGACGUCGAUCCCGGUGCUGGCGAAUCCGCGUCUGGCGGAGCUGCGUGAUCCUUCCGAAGACUGGACCGGCGUGACCAGCACGGCGGAGAGGCGCAAACUGCAGAACCGCUUAAACCAGCGAGCACGGCAUGCGGACUCAGAAUUCGAUCUGACCGCGGCAAAGAUAAAAUUAGAAACACCAUCAAGCGCAAGCCCCGAGUCCAAGUCUCUCGUAGCCACCACCCCCAAGAACGUGUUCAGAAACAACGUCUCCAAGCUCUGCGAGCUCGGCAACGAGGAGACGCGGCAGAUGCUCUCCAUGUUCGCUGAGGAGGCGUACGUCGACUACAUCAACGGCAAACCCUGUCCGGCGUACCUCACGACCCUCGUACGCGUCAACGUCUUCCACGCCAUGGUCCGCAACGCCCAGGCCCUCGACUUCAACGCGGAGUGGCUCACCUACGAGGCCAUCUCCCCCUUCAACAAACUGGGUCCAGGCCUCGGCCCAUCAACGACAGGGCCGUCAUGCCCGGAGAACAUGCGCCCCACGGCGCUGCAGCUUGCCGUCGAACACCAUCCCUGGAUCGACUUCUUUCCGCACCCGCAGAUGCGGGACAAUUUCCUGCAGAUCGUGGCGGACAAGGGCGAGGACUACAUCGACGAGGAUGACAUGUGCCGGGACAUUGUGGACGUGGGGGCCGGGGCCGGGGUCGAGGAGGCCGCGCUUAUUGUAUGGGGCGAGCCCUGGGACCCGAGGGGGUGGGAGGCUACGGAGUCCUUUUUGAGGAAAUGGGGCUGGCUUUUGGUUGGCUGCACGGAGAUGCUCGAGGGGACGAAUUAUUGGCGGGAGAAGCGAGGGCUGAAGAGGCUCAAGUUUAACUGA
Molecule: messenger RNA, 903 nt
Organism: Colletotrichum chrysophilum
Lineage: Eukaryota; Fungi; Ascomycota; Sordariomycetes; Glomerellales; Glomerellaceae
Exons: 2
Coding region: 1-903 (300 amino acids)
Source: RefSeq, a predicted model, not a curated record